Molecule: messenger RNA, 3074 nt
Organism: Macrobrachium nipponense
Lineage: Eukaryota; Metazoa; Arthropoda; Malacostraca; Decapoda; Palaemonidae
Product: arginine/serine-rich protein PNISR-like
Exons: 12
Coding region: 143-2665 (840 amino acids)
Cellular component (GO): nuclear speck; presynaptic active zone
Molecular function (GO): RNA binding
Source: RefSeq, a predicted model, not a curated record
CUUCGCCGCAGUCGCGCGCAGUCGCCAUUUCUGUGUUGUCGUUGUCUCGUCAUGGCUGCGGCUCCUUUUUCGGAUAUUUAGUCCUCGCCGCCUCAAUUUUCGUCGGGUUUCGGGCGGUGGGCGCCCACACUUUUGGGCAACAAUGAACAACAUGUGGUCAGGAGCCCCCCAGUGGGCAUCUUGGGCUCUACAGCCCCAACAUUACCAAAACAUGAAGCCGGAGGAAGCAUCCUCUGUAGACUGGGCAGAACUUGCAAAACAGUGGAUCCAGAUGAAAGAAACCACGUCGUCCUCGCAAGAUUCGAUGGAGCCUACGCAGUCUACGGCAGAUGUAUCUUCGAGUCCACCAGCGCCUCCGGCGGAAGACAAUGCAACAGCUGGUGGGGAAAUGGACAUGGAAAUUGAAGAUGAUAAGGGUCCAUCUGCCAAUGGUGGAGAACAACAGAAUGGAGAGUCGUGGGAAGGUUGGAGUGGAGACGGAAACUGGCUACCCAAUCAGACCUCAGGGAUGGGCUGGGGCUGGGGUUGGCCUGUGGAUUCCUAUAGUAACAAUGAAGCGUCGGGACAGGAGAGCACAACUCAGCAGUAUAACAUCAAAGACGUAAGCCAAGCAGGAUUUGCUGCUGUGUAUGGUAAUGAGUUUUCAGCCGCCCAUGGCGUAGCAAUGCAGGGUGAAUAUAACUGGCCUAUUGUCGGGAACGACAAUUAUCAGGGUGAUUUCGCGAGGAGUGAGAGAAGGGAAAGAGUCGGGCGAGAUUUCCACCACAGGUCCUUCGACCAAGACAGAGGGGCACCUGAAGCGGACUUCCAGCUUGACGCGGCUCAGCGGAAGAAGUUGCCCGCUUGGAUUCGAGAGGGGCUGGAAAAGAUGGAACGGGAAAAGCAGAGAAAGAUGGAAAAGGAACGCCAGAUGUCAGAGAAAGAGGAGAUGCUCCGACGAAAAAGGGAAGAGGAAGCCAGAGCCAGACGAAUCCUGGAAGAGGAUCUCGCUAACGAUGGGAAGCCUCGUGUACCAAGGAAAAGUAAAUUUGACAGCGACAGCGACGCGUCCGAUCACAGCCGGUCGCCGAGUCCCGAAACAACCACUCCUGGUUUGGGCAGCAUGGCUCGCAAAAGGCGCACGCGUUUCGCCCCGAAGGACGGCGGCAUCGACGGCCACGACCUGGACGGGACGAAGAAGGAGGAAGACGCAGAAGAGGAGGAGGAGGAGGAGGAAAAGCACCCGAGGAGGAGGAUAGCAUCACCAGAGCCAGUUAAGACUGAGGAGGAAAAGAUGCAGGAAAUGAUGUUGAAAUUACGCCGUUGGAUGACUGAAAUCCUGCUCGAUGUCACGACAGACAUGAUGGUGGAUGUGUGCACGGAAGUGGUGCAACGAGCACGCAUGAAAGCCCCAGCAGUUCAGGUCAAGAAGAACUCGGCCCUUGCCUCUUUGUCUGGUGGAAUUGGGCUGGGUAUCUACAGCGACAGUGAGAGCGAAGGGGAAGGAUCGGGUGUGGACCGAGGCAGCGAUCAUGGCGACACAGACAGCGACGAAGAGCUGAGGGAGACCAUCCGACGCAAGCGCCGAGACUUUCAGGCCACCGAGAGAGAGAUUCUCCUCCGCCUGCAGGCGGAAGAGAAGGCCGAAAGAGACAAGCAUCAAACUCAGUCUGCAGCGGAGUCCGACUCUGACUCAGACGAAAAGAAAGAUGCGGCCAGGGAAAAGAGCUCUCUCAGGGAGGGAGGGGAUAAGCAGGAACCCAAAGAGAGCAGUCCUACUGCUACGGGGAACAUAAAACCAAUGAAAUUUGUACCGCCUCAAGACCCAGAAGUAGACUCGACUCAGCCGGACGACGUCAGUCCUGACGGUUCGGCUAAGGGAGCCAACGAGUCCCAGGACUCCGAGCAAAGUAUAGAUUCGGAGGAAGACUCCAAGUCAUCGUCUAGUGAUCAGUCUCGCUCCUCAAGCGAAGAAAAGAAAAAACGGAGGAAAAGAUCACGCAAAGAAAGGAGGCGAAGAGACGGCAGGAAAAGAAGUAGCAGAUCGGAGAGUAGGGAGAGAGAUGAUAGGAAGGAACAUAAGAAGAAGAAAAAACGGAAAGUUAGCAGGAGCAUGAGUAGGAGUUCAGAGGAGUACAGUAGGUACCGGAGUCAUAGCAGAAGUAGAGAGAGUUCAAGAAAAAAGAAAGAAGUCAGUCGAAGUCCUAGCGAGAGGAGCGUACACAGACGAUACAGUCGUGAUCGGUCCAGGUCUAAAGGCAGAAACCGAUCUAAAGAGAGAACUCGGACGAGAGAUCGGUCCAGAGACAGACACAGAAGUAGAUCUAGGGGUAGGAAAAGCAGUACUCGAGAUAGAAAGAGGUACAGAGACAGAAGUAAUGAUAGCCGGUCUGGCUACAGACACAGUAGCAGUCGUUCACAUAAAGAGCGCCGUCGAAGUUAUAGGGAUGGGAGUGAAGAGAGUAGAUCAGGAAGGAGUAGUAGGCGAUACUCACAGUCGUAUAGUAAGAGCAGAAGCCGAAGCAGGAGUAGGGGUUAUUCAAAGAAGAAAGAUCGUUAUCAGUCUAGGUCGAAGUCAAGAUCACGUACACCCAAAAGGUCAAAGAGGCGUCGUCGAUCACACUCAAGAAGUUCCUCGAUAUCUCUCCCAAAGAAGUCGAGGAGGAGGUCGCGGUCGUCGUCGUAGGCAAGUGAAGAUCCUUAUCAUGAGUGCUGUGGUAAGACUGUCUCAAGCCUCUGCAUUACGCACUGCCCAACAUUUGGAGCCGCUACCCUUAGUUGCAGUCUGACUGUAGAUUAUCCAAAGAUAGGUCAUAUAUGUAAAGUAUUAAAAUUUGCAGUGUAAGUCUUUGGUUUCUUCCGACAUCUUAUUUCAGGUUCAAAACUGUACAGUUUUCUUUGGAAUAUGAAUUUUUUUUUUCAAGUCAUUUGAAAGUACAGAUCUUUUGCAAAAAAAAAAAAAAAAAAUCCUCCCGAUUGUAUAGCAUCUUUCUCACUCAGAAGUUGCCUCGUGUUCCAGAGAUUUGUAUUUCUUCACUUUCAGGUUUUAUCUCAGAUUUGCUCAUGUAGUGUAGAGUAAAGAGAUGGAGACUUGA